CCAUCAUGGCGCCCCCCAAGAAGCAAGCGUUGGAGAAUGUGCAGGGAUGUAAAGUUGUAGAACUCAAGUUCAACAAAGAGAGCACAGCCAAACACCAACUCCUGUGGAAGCAACAUGUUGUCAGAACCUAUGAUGUGCACAAGCCAGCAGAAAGAACUCUCUUUGUUGUGAAUGUUCCUCCUUACGUCACAGAAAGCGCUUUCAAGAAAUUGUUUUCACAGUAUGGCAAAGUUUUGAACGUCCACUUCCACAAGAAGCCCACUUCAGGCGCUCCACAGCAGUCAAAGUUUCCCAACCUGGACCCUGUGCCGCCUGUGCCGGGCUUCAAGGUGGCGUAUGUUGUGUUUUCUUCAUCGGAUGCAAUCAAAAAGGCAAUGGAAUCCUCAGGAACUGUACUAACUUUGUCAAACCAGGGGAAUCCUGUGCCGACAGGAAUCAAAAAGUGGUGUGCUAUGUAUAACAACUCAUUUAUAAGUAAAACAGUAAUGGCUGAAGAAAUCAAAAGUGUAAUGGAAGAUUUCGACAGAAGAAAAGAAACCGAGAAAAAUGGAAACACAGAGCCAGACGAGGACGGUUGGGUUACUGUUGUCAAUACGAAAAAGAAGCCUCGACAAGUUAAAGUUGACGAAUUGAAACAGAAGAGGAAUCGAAAGAAGAAAAAGCAGCAAAAGUUGGUCAACUUCUACAGUUUCCAGGACAGACAGACAAAAAUGGACCAUCUUGCACAACUUCGGAAGAAAUUCGAGGAAGAUAAGAAGAGGAUAACUCAAAUGAGGACGUCAAGAAAAUUCAAGCCAUACUGAAGCAGUUGGCGAAUCGGAGGACAGCAUUGUGGAUGACAAGAUAUCUAUUAAAUCUUUAUUACUGAA
Messenger RNA from Penaeus indicus, 869 nucleotides. RefSeq names its product ribosomal RNA-processing protein 7 homolog A-like. The transcript has 7 exons. The coding region runs from base 6 to 803 and encodes 265 amino acids. Gene Ontology annotation, cellular component: CURI complex; UTP-C complex. Lineage: Eukaryota; Metazoa; Arthropoda; Malacostraca; Decapoda; Penaeidae. Gene Ontology annotation, molecular function: RNA binding. Gene Ontology annotation, biological process: ribosomal small subunit assembly; rRNA processing. The record is from RefSeq and is a predicted model, not a curated record.